Molecule: messenger RNA, 999 nt
Organism: Cavenderia fasciculata
Lineage: Eukaryota; Evosea; Eumycetozoa; Acytosteliales; Cavenderiaceae
Exons: 3
Coding region: 1-999 (332 amino acids)
Biological process (GO): RNA catabolic process
Cellular component (GO): ribonuclease H2 complex
Source: RefSeq, a predicted model, not a curated record
AUGUUUACAUUCAAAGGAAAUAAAGAGUAUCAAGAUUCUGUGUCAUCAUCGUUGACAGCGAUUAAAUACAAAGCAUCGGUUGAAUUACCAUCAUUGUCAGAUGUCGAAUCAGAAGAUCAUAGUCAACUUCACCUACUUCCAUGUUCAAUCGGUCAUAAUGGUUAUGCAAACGUAGCAACUUACUUUAAAAUCAAACAAUCAGAUGAUAGUAUAAAUGGAGGCUAUUUUGAAAGUAGUUUAAGAGGUAGAAAGCUAUUGGGAAAACAAUUAAAUAUACCAGAUGAUUAUCAAGGUAUAAUAUUAAGAUCUGAAAAUGUAAAAGAUGUCAAUAUGAAGGCUGACAAUAACAAUAAUGGUGGCCCUGCCAAUAAAUGGGAGGCAGUAUCAUUAUUUAAUAACUUUACAUACUGGAAUAGAGAAACUAAACCAUCACAAGAAGAUACAACUCAACAAGCUCUUAAAUGGAUAUCAAUAGCUCAACAUAUACACCAAAAAAUAGCAUAUGAUCAAAUAUUGGAUCUUGAUAAAAUGAAUCAAGAUACUACUACUACUACUGCGACUACCACUACUGAUACAACAACAACAACAACGCCAACUGAACCAAUUAAUAACAAUGGAGAAAAGAUAAAAGUAAAAGAAGAGAUAAUAGAACCAGAGUUGGAAAUUAAAAAGGAAGAAAAUAUUAGUUCAACAACUACAACUACAACUUCAACGACUACAAAUGGAAAUGGAAAUAAUAAUAAUAAUAAUAAUAAUAAUAAUAAUAAUAAUAAUAAUAAUAAUACAACAGUUGUGGAUGAAAAGGAAAAAUUAGAAAAAUUAAAGGAAACUAUUAUCGAACAAGAAAGCAAGGAAGAACAAGAAGAACAAAAACUAAAAAAAGAAGAGGAACAAGAUGGUAAAGGAGAUGAUCUGGAAGAACAAGAAGAUGACCAAGAUAGAGGUAGAGGAGAAAAUGCAGAAGAAGCUAAAAGAGCUAUUAAAAGAAGAAAGAAUUAA